Messenger RNA from Dermochelys coriacea (leatherback sea turtle), 2219 nucleotides. RefSeq names its product NADH:ubiquinone oxidoreductase subunit B2 (gene NDUFB2). The transcript has 4 exons. The coding region runs from base 53 to 358 and encodes 101 amino acids. Lineage: Eukaryota; Metazoa; Chordata; Testudines; Dermochelyidae. Gene Ontology annotation, cellular component: mitochondrial inner membrane. The record is from RefSeq and is a predicted model, not a curated record.
CAAUACCGGAAGGUGACAUUGGCGGGCGGGCGGCUGGGCCGGUGGCAGCGUCAUGCUCGGGUCUCUGGGCCGCUCCGGGGGCGGCCUGGUCCGGAUCCUCCGCGCCAGAGACGUGAGGGGAGCGGCCGGGCUCCGGCACGCGGGGGGCGGGGUGCACAUCGAGCCCCACUACCGGCAGUUCCCGGGGCUGACCCGCCGGCAGGUGAUCCACGGCGAGCUCCUCAGCGGCUUCAUGUGGUUCUGGAUCCUGUGGCACUUCUGGCACAACCCGGACGCGGUGCUGGGUCACUUUCCUUACCCAGAUGCUUCGAAAUGGACAGAUGAGGAAUUGGGGAUCCCUCCUGAUGAUGAAGAAUAGAUAUACAGCUCCAGCUACCAGUGUGUCCUGUGGUGGGAUCUCUGAAGAAGCUGAGGCUUUGGCUCUUGUAUAACUGUUUCAGCAAAUCCACAUUGUAAAUAAAAACUCAAGUUACAAGCUUGUGCUUUUUAAGAUUCUUUUGUUGACUAAAUCACUGUUCUAUAGAAACUUUUUGCAAAAGAAUCAUCUUUGUAGGGGGGAGAGGAAUGGGCAGUUGAAUAAGUUCUCUUCUAUAUACUUUCCACUCUCCUGCCAAACAUGCUCAUGCAGUUGCUUCACAACUUUACUUUGAAUUGGUCUGUGCUACACUAAUGAGCUGUGGUGGCAGCUGAAGAUGUGCUGAAUAGUAUUCAGCAGCAAGUGUAAUCACAGACAAAUCCAUGUUCAGAAAGUGACUUCAUGUAGGGGAGGACAAAGCUUUUAACUUAGUUUUGUAUAACUAAUGCUAUCUACUCAUUUUGUUUAGGAAAGUUGCAGAGUGUGGGGGGGGGGAGGAGGGGGGAAUUGAACUACAGAACAGCCUAUUGAAUGUCAAUACUAACAUUAAUUCCUAACCUAAAGAUAGCAUCUAAUGAUAUUUCAACAUAGGAAGAACUUUCCACAAUAAAGUGGGCUAUUUUUAAAAUAAAAACUGACAUACUGUAGAAAAAUGCAAAGCAAGCCCAUAGCAGCUUUCUGCUGCAGGCAGGAGGGGAUACUGCUACCCCUCAGACACAAAGUAUAUGUCUAAAUUUGAACUGGGCACUAGCCUAGGAAGUGUGAGACCCAGUUUCAAUUUCCUGCUUCACUAGGGUUCCAGUGUGACCUUGAUCAAAUCAUUUAGCCUUUGUGUGGCUCAUUUCGCCAGCUUUAACAAGUUAAUACUUCACUACCCCAAGUGGUGGUGUGAGGAUAAAUACAUUAAAGAUAGUAAAGCACUUUGCAAUCUAUUGAUGAAAAGUGAAUAUGUAAAAGCUAGCUAAUGUGUUCUGAAUCCUCGAUGUUACUUUCUUCAAAGGCAGUGUGGAAAUUCUAAUCCAAGUUUCUUAAAGUACAUAUAUCUGCUCUAGCAGAGAUCAACAAACAGACAAGACACAGGCCUUUAGCCCAAGAUGAAAUUGGGUUCUGACUCCCACUCUUAUGAGCUGAUUAUCAAACUUCAGAGUUGUCACAAUAACAAAACUACUCUUGUUAAAACACAUCUAGGACAAUAUCUUGUGGAAUGGACCUUAAAAAUAAAUAUCUCAUCUCAUCUCAGAUGUUUCUCCAUGCAGUCAAUCUUUAUUAUAGCAGUAAUCUCAUAUUCACAUCAAGUACAUAGAACUUUUUGCCUUUUAUAUAAUACAGAGUUCUUUAAAUAACUUUACACAGAAAUAGUUUCUUCAAUCAAUUUCAGCUAUCAAAUUUUUAAUGUUUUCUUUAAGUCUCCAUGCUCUCUAACCAAACUGGACAAUAUUUCCCAUUGUACAAAUUUACAUGAGAAAAAACUUCAAAAUACAAAUGAAGGAACUUGAGCAGGAAGGGGUAACAAAAGUAGAGGGGAAGGAAACAAGCAAGAAAAAUAAUUUUUAUUAGCAAUUACUGUGGACAUUAGGAAGGGAAAGAAGGAGUUGCCAUGGUCUGUGUAACAGAAAACUGAAAAUAUUUUCUUAUGAGUUAAAAAAUAAAUACAAGUUUUAAAACAAUUACUCCACUGUAGUUUUUAAAAGCAGCUACAGAAAUCUACUAACACAAUUGUUUUCUUAAGUAACCAGAUUGGACCUUCUACAGUGAAGAUUCAGACCCUCAUAAAACUUCUGGUGGUAAAAAUAUAGCUUAAAGGAAUGUUGUGUUAGUUAGCACAGAGUUCAAACUGUGAGAUGUACAUUUCAUUGCACUAAGU